AUGUUUUCAUAUUUUCGAUUAACUUUUAAUUUAUUUAAAAAUGUGAAAGAAUUCCCUUUUAUUCAAAAAGACUUUGGGUCAAUCAGAACAAUUCAUUCAACUUGUAUUCUUAAUUGGGAUGGAUUGUUGGAUCAUAAAUAUAUAAAUUGGCCAAUUAAAUACGAACAUCAGCCAAAAGAUAGAAGGCCGAUUAAAGGAUAUCAUUACAUUAAAGGAGUUGUUUUGAAAACUUUAAUUAAACAUCCAAAAAAACCAAAUUCUGGGAAUAGACAAUGUGCUUUAGUUCGUUUAGAUACUGGAAAAGAAGUUAUUGCUUAUAUUCCUGGGGAGGGACAUAAUUUGCAAGAGCAUAGCCAGGUUCAUGUUCGAGGUGGAAGAAAAAGAGAUUUAAUUGGAGUUAAAUGCUGUAUUGUUAGAGGAGCUUUAGAUUGUGCACCCGUUAGAAAAAAGAAGACAGCUUAA
Molecule: messenger RNA, 462 nt
Organism: Meloidogyne enterolobii
Lineage: Eukaryota; Metazoa; Nematoda; Chromadorea; Rhabditida; Meloidogynidae
Source: the annotation of a GenBank genome assembly